AUGGCCGACAGUUCAGGGAUGCGCGAUUGUCAUGAUGGAUAUAUCGAAAACGAAUACCGAGAUGAUAUCCCACUAAAAGAGUCUGGGAGUGACGACAGUGCGGAUGAUGAGAAGAAAUACCCGACGACUGCAAAGCUGGUUCCUAUUCUUGUAGGACUGUGCUUUCAGUCUUUUUGCAUCGCGCUGGAUAACACCAUCCUUGCGACUGCAGUCCCAAAGAUCACGGAGCAGUUCAAUUCCCUCGAAGACCUGUCUUGGUAUGCAAGUGCCUAUCUCUUGACGACCUGCGCGGUUACCCUCCCGUUCGGCAAGAUCUACACGUACUACUCCACCAAAUGGACGUAUGUAAUCGCCCUAGGGCUGUUCGAGAUGGGUUCUUUGAUAUGUGCUGUGACGCCGACGUCGAAAGGCCUGAUAUUGGGAAGAGCGAUUGCUGGGAUCGGAUCCGGGGGGUUAUCUCCGGGUGCUCUAUUGGUGCUGGCCAACAGCCUGCCGCUUCAUCGCCGAGCGCUCUAUUUCGGAAUCAUUGGCAGUACCAGCGGCAUUGCAACGGUGACGGGGCCACUACUGGGUGGUCUAUUGACUGACAGAGCCAGCUGGAGAUGGUGUUUCUAUAUCAACAUCCCCCUCGGUGCCAUUACUGCGCUGUUCAUCACUCUUUUCUUCAAGGACUCUCCAAGACACACAAAGAUCGAGCCGGGAAAGAUGAAUCAGCUGCAGCGGAUGGAUCCUAUUGGAAUCCUCGUCUUUAUCCCCGCCAUCAUUUGCAUCCUUUUGACCCUUCAGUGGGGAGGCACUAAAUAUGAAUGGUCCAACCCGCGCAUCAUUUCAAUGUUUGUUCUCUUCGGAGUUUUCGGAGCUUUGUGGUGCGCCGUUCAGUUCUGGAAACAAGAAGAAGCGACCGUUCCACCUCGACUUCUCAAGAAUCGAAAUGUUCUUGGCGCUGUGAUUCAUGCAAUGUUUCUGGGAGGCUCAUUCUUUGUCUUCGGCUUCUAUCUCCCAAUCUGGUUCCAAGCUAUCAAGGAGGAUUCAGCAUCGGAGUCAGGCAUCAACAACCUCCCCAUGGUCGUAUCGAUGAUCGUCUGCUCGGCAAUCGGCGGUCUCCUCGUGAAUCUCAUCGGAUAUUACACACCGCUCAUGUACCUUGGAAGUACCCUUCUCACAAUCGGAUCAGGGCUAUGCACCACGUUCAAAGUCAACACCGGCCACGGCUCGUGGAUCGCAUAUCAGGUCAUUAUAGGAAUGGGCGCAGGAGUCGGUUUCCAGCAGUGUAUCAACGCACUCCAAACAGUUCUACCACUGCACGAUAUCCCAGUUGGAAUCGCCAUCAUCACCUUCGCACAGAGCCUGAGCGGGGCUCUCUUCAUAUCCAUUGCCCAGAACGUCUUUCAAAACCGGCUCGUUGCCAAUCUCGCUCAAAACGCACCAAAUAUCAACCCAGCCGUUGUUAUUGAAGCUGGCGCAGCGAAUCUGGCAGACCGACUCCCGAAAGAUAUCCUCCCCCCCUGUGCUAUAUGCAUACAACAUCGCUGUUACUCAGACAUUCUAUGUAUCGGUGGCUACAGCCGCACUCUCGUUCUUCGGAGCGAGUCUUGUGGAGUGGAAGUCUAUGAGACGAUCAAAGGAGUCCAAGCAGUGUUCUUGAAGGAGUUGGCGGUGUUGUCUGAGCGUUGA
Molecule: messenger RNA, 1674 nt
Organism: Penicillium cinerascens
Lineage: Eukaryota; Fungi; Ascomycota; Eurotiomycetes; Eurotiales; Aspergillaceae
Product: MDR family MFS transporter
Exons: 4
Coding region: 1-1674 (557 amino acids)
Biological process (GO): transmembrane transport
Molecular function (GO): transmembrane transporter activity
Source: RefSeq, a predicted model, not a curated record